Messenger RNA from Pipra filicauda (Wire-tailed manakin), 1230 nucleotides. It is a transcript of the gene AGBL3, whose product is annotated as AGBL carboxypeptidase 3. The record is from RefSeq and is a predicted model, not a curated record. Lineage: Eukaryota; Metazoa; Chordata; Aves; Passeriformes; Pipridae.
AUGGUACCAAUGGUGUCUAAUAUUCAUCAUUGUCAUCUGAUGGUAAACAAGCUGUACAGGAAGCAGAGAUUGGAUACUCACUACUCCAGUAAUGUUGUUGUACACUACAACAGGUUUGGAGAUAAUACAGAUAUACCGACCCACACACUGACCUCUGCACAAGCAGACACACAGUGGUACUACUUACAAGUAAGCAAUGCACAGGCAGGGAUGCUAUAUCGCUUCACUAUUGUCAGCUUUACCAAGUAUAAUAGCCUAUCUAAAGAUGGCUUGUGGCCAUUGUUGUACUCAGAAGUUAAUGCAAAGACACAGCAUAAGAAAUGGCUGGUGAAGGACUGGAAAUUAAUCAAGCAUUAGAAAAACAAUGUGAGGCAAAGUGGACAUCAUUAUUUCUCACUUUGGAUGUUCCAGUUUCCUCAUGACCAAAACACCUGCUACUUUGCCCACUAUUAUCCUUACCCCUACUCCAAUCUGUAGGAGUAUCUGGGGGCCAUCUCUAAAGAUCCAGUGAAGUCCAAAUUCUUCAAGAUUCACAUCUUAUGCCAUUCACUGGCAGGAAACAUCAUCAUCAUCAUCAUCACCACCCACCAUCCCCCUCCAAAAGUGACAAGGAAGGCUGUGAUACUGAUGGUAAGGGUGCAUCCAGGAGAAACGAGUUCCUGGAUAAUGAAGGGGUUCAUGGAUUUCAUUCGUGGAAGCAAAGCUCAACUCCUGUGGGACAAUUUUAUCUUGAAAGUGGUACGAAUGUUGAAUCCAUAUGGUGUGAUUGUGGGAAAUCACCACUUUUUAACAGGCCAUGACUUGAAUUGCAAAUAUAGAUCUAUUGUAGAGGAAUGUUACCCUUCCAUCUGGUGUACCCAAAACAUGAUAAACACACACGUGAAAGACUUGGAGUCCAUGGGACAGCAUUUCCAUAAUGCUCUCUUAAACUACUGCGUAAACAACAAGCAGGAACACAAGAAGGUAGUGAAACAGCAAGCCAGGGUGAACUCCAAGGUCCUAAAUUCUGAUGUGUUAGACUGGAAUACCAACUCUGAGAGUCCCACCCCCAAUGCUAAAGGCAUUUAUGAAAAGUCAUCUGUGCAACAGGAGGCAGGAAUUGUGUGCCAUGAUAUGAUCCUGUCCAAAAGAGAAAAUUUUCAUUCAUCCAACUUUAAUCUGUUCUCCAGAAGAUGAGGAAAAAAUGGUUAAAGUGUCUUCAAGACCGCAGAGAAGACUUUCAAUAUCUAA